CAACAUUACAAGAUGUCGCAAUCUAUAGCCACGCGCAUGUCAUCAUGCUGCUGGCGGUCGCUCUUCGCCGAACUGCGGCCACAUCGCCAGUUCUCCCGGUCACUCGUCACUGUACAGCGAGGUCCCGUCGAAAAACUCGCAAUCCCCGAGUCCCUUCCACAGCAGUUUUGGCCGCAACUACCUGAACGAUUUAGACCUGGUCGGAGCAAACGUGAAAUAACCAUUCACGAUGCCCCCGUCUCCGAAGCCGCAAUCUGCAAAGACCCCGUCUCCCUCAUCGAGCAGCGGCAGCUCGCCCUUCUCGACCCUACAGGCGCACGAUCUCGCUUAUUCGACAAGACGAACAAAGACCGCGCGAUGGUUGGAGACAUCCUCCUCGUUACCUUCAAGACGGGCGAACCUGUAUCUGGAGUGAUAUUAGUUAUCAAGGGCUCAGGACCGCACAAGUCAGUCCUGCUUCGGAAUCAAUUAACCGGAGUCGGGAUUGAGAUGAGCAUCAAAGUACACAGCCCGCUGGUGCAAAGUAUGGAGGUAGCGCAACGGGCGAAGAAGAGAAAGAGACGUGCAAGACUGUAUUACCUGCGCAAGCCGGAGCACGAUCCUGGUAGUGUGCAAAAGGUGGUGGACCAGUAUUUGAGGCAGAAAGCUAUGUUGACAGGUGGGAAACCGACGCGGCAGCAGCAGCAUACCGGUCCAAGAGUGAAGAAGGGCAAAAGAUGAGGGAAGACGGAAUCUUCCUCUUGAAAACUUGAUAUUUAGCGAGAACAACGGGUCGUGAUGCAGGUUUUCCUUCGAAGACGUACGGCAGUCCAGCAUUGCCUCUGCUGUGAAAAGCAUAGUGUAGAAUACGUUAUGUGGGGGCAGUUGCUGCCAGAUGAUACACUGCAAAAGGACCUUGAACAGAUUGCAGGAAUGGUAACUCUGCAUCACAAAAGAAAGCUCACGAUUUGGGAAACCCCACAGCCUUGUAGGAAUAAAUUUUAUCUAUCCACCUGCCGGCUGUAUACCCAGGCACAUCAUGAAGGA
Exophiala xenobiotica is the source of this 1026-nucleotide messenger RNA. Its product is annotated as ribosomal protein L19. NCBI's taxonomy places the organism in Eukaryota, Fungi, Ascomycota, Eurotiomycetes, Chaetothyriales, Herpotrichiellaceae. Gene Ontology annotation, biological process: translation. The record is from RefSeq and is a predicted model, not a curated record. The transcript is spliced from 2 exons. Gene Ontology annotation, molecular function: structural constituent of ribosome. Gene Ontology annotation, cellular component: ribosome; mitochondrial large ribosomal subunit. Bases 13 to 720 code for a protein of 235 amino acids.